Messenger RNA from Eurypyga helias (sunbittern), 788 nucleotides. RefSeq names its product tumor necrosis factor receptor superfamily member 19-like. The annotation marks the transcript as partial. Gene Ontology annotation, cellular component: plasma membrane. Gene Ontology annotation, molecular function: signaling receptor activity. The transcript has 4 exons. Lineage: Eukaryota; Metazoa; Chordata; Aves; Eurypygiformes; Eurypygidae. The record is from RefSeq and is a predicted model, not a curated record. Gene Ontology annotation, biological process: positive regulation of canonical NF-kappaB signal transduction; positive regulation of JNK cascade.
GUACCACCAAAGUAAAUCUUGUAAAGAUCCCUUCGACUGCUUCCAGUCCUCGAGACACUGCUCUAGCAGCUGUUAUAUGCAGUGCACUUGCGACAGUGCUCCUAGCUCUUCUUAUCCUUUGUGUUAUCUACUGUAAGAGGCAGUUUAUGGAGAAGAAACCAAGCUGGUCUCUGAGAUCACAGGACAUGCACUGCAAUGGCUCUGAGUUGUCCUGUUUUGACCGACCUCGGCUGAAUGAGUAUGACCACAGAACGUGUUGCCAGUGCCAGAGAGGCACAUCCCAGACGUGCGGACCAGUUCACUUGAUUCCAUCACUGUGCUGUGAUGAAACCUGUAGCAUGGAGCACAGCAGUCACAGUUGUCCUUUCCACUCACAAACUACGCUUAAUGAAAGGGCUCCCGAUUCUGUUGGAGAAAUGAUUCCUACCUUCCUCGGUUCUCUUUCACACUCUGCCUGUGGAGACAUUUCAGAUGCUUGGCCUCUUAUGCCAAACUCGGCUUGUUGUGACAGCAUUUCUCUCUGUGAAUCAUGCUCAGGACUGGCUGGAGGAUCUGCAAAGUCCUGCAGCCCCGAGACUGAAAAUGCAGCCACUGUUGAGUUGGAUAAUAACCAGGAACAGAGUGAAGUACUGAUUUCGGCGAAGUCUCUUGAUGGCAGCGUUGCCAAGUCCUUUGAAAUCUCCAAACAUAGAACAUGCAUAGAAGUUUCAUCACUUCAGAACUCGUCGGCCGCUGACACCCAGCCAAAGAGAAAGCGUAAUGGAACAGCAAAUGACUCUACAGACUGA